Alternaria burnsii is the source of this 3573-nucleotide messenger RNA. RefSeq names its product plc-like phosphodiesterase. Gene Ontology annotation, molecular function: phosphoric diester hydrolase activity. The record is from RefSeq and is a predicted model, not a curated record. Gene Ontology annotation, biological process: lipid metabolic process. The annotation marks the transcript as partial. Lineage: Eukaryota; Fungi; Ascomycota; Dothideomycetes; Pleosporales; Pleosporaceae. The transcript is spliced from 7 exons.
AUGAAGACCUCAUCGAUCGCUCUGACCCUUGCGGCAGCUGCCAUGGCCAGCGCACAAGAAGAGCCGUACUACAACAUCACAACUGCACCUUUCUACCUGGUCGUCACAUCAGAAGAUGGUGGUGUCAACGACACAAUCAGUGCCUGUCACGUCGGUGCAGCGAUAGAAUCGCUCUGCUUGAGCAAUGCUGGAGCGGGGGAUGCCCCAGAACCUCUCGCUGGCGCAGAAUUCCAAUUCAACACAUCAAUCUACUCUCAGGCACCAGAGCCAUCUUUCGGCGUACCUGGCAUCCUGACUUGGUGGCUGAACACAAGCACUCUCGACAUUCCAUCAUCAGCGGCCUUUGGCCUUGACCCGAUUUCCAAUCUCGCAACCUUCACCCUCAGCCCUGGCAGCGAUGACGCAACGCAGCUUGCUUUCAACUCUCAGGACGAGUUGACUCUUCAGGCGUAUGUUCCGGGCGAGAACUACACAGGCAGCUAUCAGGAGUUCUACCGCUGGUAUGCGUGCGACACAUCCUACUCCAGCUACCAGUACAACAACCUCGUGUGGGGAUUGGGUGCAGGCAAGCCGGACAACCCGACGUGUGUCUCAGUCAACGUGACAAGGGACCCCAUUGACUGGGAAGCCGAGAAGUCGGACAGGGGGGAUAAGGUAUGCGAGGCGGUGUCGGUGACAGGCGUGGGGAAACCUGCGUUGCCCAGGACGGAUAGCACUUCCGUCAUUCUUUCGCAUCGCAUCGUCCUCAUGUUUCCUUCUACCUUACUUCUCUUCCCUUUGGUCUUACUCACGAAACCUACAACUGCUCAGUCUUCUUCUCUAUCCUCAUCAAACACACCUAUACCUAGCAGCGAUGUUACAGUGAUCGCCGGCGCUGCCAGCACUUCCACUGGCACCUACUCUGCCAGCUUCUCGAGCGGCCUGCCGGGCAUAGUUCUGAUCUCGACUGCUUCAGGGCGGCAAAAUGCUACCGCCACAUCUUCGACGACAACCGAAGAUGUCACAGCUAUAGUCGGUCUGUCCCCUUCGACCAAUUCCGCAAACGGUACCGCUUCAGCGACAACUUCAGCUCGUCCUCGGCCAAGUAAUACUCGACCAUGCAACGGACAUGUCGAAUUCUGCGAACGGAGAUUUUCUAACGUCUCGAUGGUCGUCGCGCACAACAGCCCGUUCGUGAAACCACACAAUGCAGCCAGCAAUCAAGUCUAUCCAGUGCUUAACCAGCUCAGCGACGGAAUCAGAGGGCUGCAGUUCGAGACCCAUAAACCCAACGCCUCCUCUGGGAUACGUCUCUGCCAUACCUCUUGCAACCUGCUCGACGUGGGCACCCUCGAAUCAUACCUCGCAACGGUCAAAGGCUGGCUCGCUGAACACCCAUACGAAGUCAUCGCUAUCAUGAUGGGCAACAACAACGGAGAUGACACCAAGAUACCGGCGACGGACUACGUUGCGCCAUUCCAAGAUUCAGGAAUGAUGGAAUACCUAUGGACCCCACCCUCAGCUACUAUGAACCUGACCGAUUGGCCUACACUAGCUGAGAUGAUUAUCAGAAACAAGCGCGUGGUAGUGAUGCUAGACUACAAUGCAGACCAAAGCCAAGUUCCAUGGCUCCUCAACGAAUGGAACUACCAAUGGCAAACGCCCUUCUCUCCUACAAAUCCUGCCUUUCCAUGUACCGAGCAGCGACCUCCCAAUCAAGCUGAAGAUGUCUCACGCAACCGUAUGUACUUGAUGAACCACAAUCUCAACAUCGAAGUCAGUCUCCCUGGCGUCAGCAGCAUUCUCAUACCAGCGUACUCGCUCCUCGACCAAGUCAACGCUGUCUCUGGCAAUGGCAGUGUCGGGCUCAAUGUGAAGAAUUGCGAGAAGAUGUGGGACAGGCCGCCGAACUGGAUACUCGUUGAUUAUUACAAUUUUGGCAAUUUUAAUGGGAGUGUCUUUCAAGUUGCGGCCACGGCGAACAACGUUACAUACAACGACCAGUCGUGUUGUGGUACUGAAGAUACUAGUGCCGCACAUGCCCUUAGCAGCCAAGGAUUCUUUGUGGCUUCGGUGCUUGUUGGGGCUUUUUUGUUGUGUUCCUCAUUCUACUAUGAACUUUGUCUCAACCAACGCACUGAUUCCACCAGCGGUUACUUGAAACUCUACACUCGCUUAAGGAUGCCAUCGCUAAGACCACCCAACAUGCCCUCCCUUAGAACUCGCAUCCGUAAGCUCCGUCGCGAAGCAAAAAAAGACAAGGGAGAAGGCGAAUCGAUCAACCGAUACAACACAGUACAGCUAUUCCCACCUCCUGACGACAAACUCACAACGCUCGUUCAGGUGCGACACAACUACAGGUACAAGUUUGAACCGCUGCCCCGCCAGAACGAUCCAGUCAUCAGAGAAAUCCUGGGCCUCAUCCGCAGCCUGAAUGGUCAAAACAUCGAGGUUGCAGAUAUGCGCUUCCGAGUAUCGCCGACCGACAAGUCCCUACCGUUUUGGUUGGCUUUGCCUGAUUAUACAACCUACUGCAGCAAGCUGUAUACCUUCAUAGACGACUAUCACGAAUUUCCACUCACUGCCUGGGUGACCUUCUCUCCUGGACUACCUGGCCCAACCGCAGAUAAUCUCUACCUAAAGAUAGGUACAAAGUGGGUUUUGCUGAAAGACUGGUUGCUGUCCAGCUACAAGUCUGUCGAAAUUUUAUCUGAUGGAAGUGGUCUAGUUGGCGAGAAAGGCUACAGUGCGCAGCGCAAGUGGUGGAAGCUCAAUGGGAAGUAUUUCCGUCUUUUCGACCUUCCUGCCGAGGUUCGUAUGACCGUCUUCGAAUUCGCCAUCGGUCCUCGGAUUUACCCCUUGGUUGAACUCAGCAGUUCUUCAGUUCGUCUCGGCAUCGGCUUCCCUAACUGGCUCGAUAGCAGCCUUAUGCAGCGAGACUUCCAGAGAGUAACAGGCUGCUCCGCUCACGAGCCUAAUAUCGCACUGCUGUCUGUCAGCAGGCAAACUCACAGCGAGGCACUCCAGGCUGGGUGGGAGAACACUCGAAAGUGCUUCUUCUCACUAAUCCAUUUCGAUCAUAUCCCCGAUGCGCGCACUAAACCGAAGUACAAUUGGCUCAAUCACAUUAUUCUUGACUUUAACAUGAGCGAUUGGUUCGACUUGCUUAAUCUCGAAGAUAUGCUCGGUCGAGAACCGAGGACCCACUUACACAAGAGCAGCUCCAAGUCUUCCAUUACACUUCUCUCAACACUAGACAAACUAUCAACACUACAACUUUGGUUCAGGAGCCCAGAUGAUGGGGACUCCUGGUAUCCUCAUGGUAUAAAAACAAUCGCACACAAAGUUAACAACACGUUGGAUGACAGCGAUGGCAGGAUGAUUUGCUGCCAACGUACCAUGGUAGACUUGAUCAUGACCUUCGCCUGGCCUUUUGUCAAGGACCUACGCGCAAAAGUAACUGUAGGCGGGAUUCUAAAGGAAGACACAAAGAAGAAAUGGAAUGAACGCCUUGCUUUGUCUGCAGAAGACAAGCUUCACGUCAUCGAUCAGGAGGCCGCGGAGCAGGCUAUCUUCAACACACCUCUCGCUAAC